Molecule: messenger RNA, 728 nt
Organism: Spathaspora passalidarum NRRL Y-27907
Lineage: Eukaryota; Fungi; Ascomycota; Pichiomycetes; Serinales; Debaryomycetaceae
Exons: 1
Coding region: 288-728 (146 amino acids)
Source: RefSeq, a predicted model, not a curated record
GCAUUGCAUAUCAACCAACUUUAAUUGGAACAAAACUCCGCCACAAGACUAUCAACCGGUGAUUUUUGCCCACGCAUUCUACUUGGAUACGAAUAAGGUUAUGAGUCUGGGGUCAUAGCCUGCUAGUAAUGGAACGUGCGUGGUAAACCCUUUCGCUUGACUCUUUGUUUGAUCAAUAAACAAAGUUUCAGAAUCAAAUUCAUUUCCUUGAAUGAGAACUAUAUAAAUAUGUCCAUAAAAGUCCAUGAUUCCAGUUAAGAGUUUUGGUUAUCAUCAGAAACUUCAACAUGAAAUUUAGUGCAACAAUUUUUGCAACUUCUUUUAUCGCCUUGACUUUAGCAACAGGAUUUUCCGAUUUGAAUGUUGGACACUUGGCAAAAAUUAACGAAGAAAAGAAUAAGGAAUGCGCCGAGUUUUGCAAGUCAGUGGACAUGGAAUUACUGAAAUGCGAUGAUAGUGACCCCUCCACAUUAGCUGAAUGUAUUUGUAAGAAAGAUGACGAUUUCUUUCCUGAAUUGAUGGAAUGUGACCAAAAAUGUGAUAAACUAACUGCCGAGUUCAAGGGAAAUAAUCCUAAAGAUACAAAACAAAAAAUUUGUAAGUUAGCAGGUAUUGAAUAUAACGGAACCGAUUUCAAAGCAACAACCAAAGCCACUACAAACGCUAUGAAUGGAGCCUCGACGUUAGGUGCUUCAUUCCUUGCUGUCAUUGGAGUAUUGUUGGUUUAA